Spizellomyces punctatus DAOM BR117 is the source of this 1668-nucleotide messenger RNA. RefSeq lists its product as uncharacterized. Lineage: Eukaryota; Fungi; Chytridiomycota; Chytridiomycetes; Spizellomycetales; Spizellomycetaceae. The transcript has 7 exons. The coding region runs from base 142 to 1482 and encodes 446 amino acids. Gene Ontology annotation, cellular component: CCR4-NOT complex. Gene Ontology annotation, biological process: negative regulation of translation; mRNA catabolic process. The record is from RefSeq and is a predicted model, not a curated record.
UUCCUGGUUUGCAUCGAGCAGGUGCUGCAGAUCCGGAGCUCCCGUCUGCAUGCCUCCCUCCCGCAACAUCAGCGCCUUGGCAGGUUCCUGUCACUGUUGCUAUCCUCCCUCUUUCAUCUGUUUCCGAUUAGGUUGCUCGCAAUGAUAGACGGAACAGAUCUCGAUCUAUUGUAUUCCGUUCUUGCUCGUGUGGAACUUCCCCUCGAUACAGCCGCCCUGGCACUUCGAGACUCUUUCUCCUCUAGCGUCCGGCGGUUUGACUUCGCAUGUGCUCUUAGUGUGCUGCUUAGCGAGAGAACGCUACUUCCGAAUCCUGCAAUUCGGUUGUCCGCUCUGUACAUACUCCACGAUUUGUAUGAGUCAGUUCCUGCCGAUGCUCAUCCCUUCUUGUCAACGUUUUUGGAUUAUAUCACGCCGGACAUGAAGGGACCGAGCCGAACCGGGGAAGGGACCAGAGGGUUGGAUGUGACGAAUUGUGAACGAUAUCUAGUGUCGCGGCUUUUGGUGGAACCGAAAGGCGCCAGAGAAGAGCUCUCGCGUUGCUCCCCGAAACAAUUGCUGAUGCAGCUAGAUGUUUCCCGAAUUUCGCAAACGCUGAGCGAUCAGCAAGUGCUAGCGGCCUUGACUAGUCUGAGGCAAUGCGCUGACAAGUUCUACGCAGCAGCAGCAACCACCGACGGCGUUUUUGCCAUCCCGAUGAGCGAGGACCCGGCGGACCCCACGGUAGAAGAAGCGUUGGUAGCCGCAAAGGAUCUAUUUUCGGGAGCUCGCACGGAUGGGGAACAAUUGGACCUGCUUGGCUUUGCGCCGCCUUUUUCCGUGCCGCCACCAGGCAUUCUCCUGCCAGCUUUGGAAGAAGUACUGUGGCUUGACCCUCCGGAGGUGAUGCACCGAAUUGAGUGGGAUUUCAGCAUGUGCCAAACUGUAGCUCGAAAAGAUGAAGUGCGGAGAUUGAUGUCUAUGGCACUCAAAGGACCGCUUUCAUUAGUACAACUGCAGUCCGUGAUUGGCGCUCUGGAAGCGGAUCCAAACAUGGUCAACUCUUGUGGACUUUCUCCACAAAAUCUUCCAGAUCUUGUGGAAAACAAUCCAAAUCUUGCUGUGGAGUCAUUGCUUCGAUUAAUGGGGACACCAAGGCAGCAAGAGUACUUGAAAGUUCUAGUCACGAUCAACAUGUCCCUCCAUUCAUUGGAAGUUGUUAACCGACUAGCCAAUGCCGUGACACUUCCCCCGGAUUUCUUACACAUGUAUAUUGUACAUUGCAUUGGAACAUGCGAGUCUAUUCGCGAUAGAUAUAUGCAAAAUCGGCAAGUGAGAUUGGUGUGCGUUUUUCUACAGUCCCUGAUUCGCAAUCGGACGAUAUCUAUUACUGAUUUCUUUGUGGAGAUUCAAGCGUUUUGCAUACAAUUUUCGAGAAUUAGAGAAGCGGCUGGGCUGUUCCGACUGUUGAAGAAAGAAGCAGAACAGGGUGGGCAAGGUUGAGCGCUGUGGAACGUCCAUGGAGCAUACUCAGGAGUAAAACAUGCACGAUUGGUAAAUAAGGCACAAUAAAAGAGCUAAGCGAAACGAGUGAAACUACGCGUCAAUUGUGAAGCGUCAAUGAUAAAGGGCAUUCUACUAGCGUCCGCCCUGUGCUCUGAAUUGGUGGUUUCAUCAUAUACAUUCUUC